AUGCUUCAAUUACGUAGUGAAAAUGAACAAUUCAGUUCAUUGCCAAGUCUUCGUGUACUUGACCAUCCGCGUCUCAGUAUUAUCACGACUGAUCGUCCAGAUUCAUCACAACUUGUUGAUUUACAUGUUUAUAUUGUUCCGAAAAAUGUUUGGAAAGAUGGUCAACGUUUAGCACAAAACGAAGCAAUGGAUGACGCUAUAUCGGCUGGCUUUGUUCGAGUUUCACCAAAUAUGACGAUUCGUGAGCUUCGCCGACCGAUUGAAACCCUAUGUGGCAAGGAAAGUUAUUUUCCACGUGAUUUUAUUUAUCUUCGAUCGGUUGGAAGAUGUUUGACAAAAGUCAAAGCUAAACAAGAAGAUGAACUAAGAGUGAAGAACUAUCGGCCACCACAGACAUUUGCACCAGAGAUUUAUUUACUUGACGGUCGUCAAGAGGAUCACGCGCCGAACAGAAGUGUUUCACCAGUGUCGACAUCACCUUGCGAUGUAUGCGGUAAUCAUGAUGGACAUCGUGCGGAUCAUGAAAAACAUUCUCGACACAGAGAGCCAAAGUCUGAUCCUGAUGAUAAUCGUCCUGAGUACGGAAACCAGCGUUUACCCUUUGCGGAUCGUGAUCGAUCACCAACACGAAUUUCACCAAAUUAUUAUCAAAAACCAAUGCGUGGCGGAAAACAGUAUGCACCAUUAACAGCCUCUCAUGAAUUAUUCUCGAAUAAUCCUCCCAAAGAAAAGAACAAUCGAUCGAAAUACGGACAAUUCGGUUCAGAUCCCGAAGAAUCCAUAUCAAUUUUAUCUGAUGUCAGCGGCACACCAUCGAGUAAUUUACCGAAAUUAAAAGAAGAACAAGAACGUCUUCGUCGACGUCAAGCGGAGUUAGAAAGGAUGCGUCGAGCCGCAGAAGAAAAACGUGCGCGUUCUCAACGUAGCGAAGGUGAACAUUCACGAUCAGAUGAAGAUGAAAACGAUACGAAAAAACCACAAGGAUCAUUUCGUGGCGUUAAAGAUCGUCCAAACCUCUCCGAACAAAGAAGACAUACGUACAAAUUCGAUCCUCCGAAAAGAAUCGAAGAAGAAGAAGAUGAGAAUAAAAAGCUCCCAGUCAAGAAACCAGCAACGUAUCAAAACUCUCGUCGGCAAACAUUUCCAAUGCCAGCAUCUAUAUUAGUCAAACAUGAUAAUCCGAAGACAAUCAAUGUCAAACGACCAAAACCGACUGGCAACGAUAAUGAUUACGAAAACACGCGAAAUGACAUCUCGCCUUUAUCGAGUGAAGGUAGUAACAGUAGUGAUUCAAUCAUAACACCAACAUUAUCAACGGAAAAGCCAGCGAACCCGUCGGCUAAAAUCGACGAAUUCAUCGAGCCACUCGUGCUCACACCUGAUCCGCCUGUACAACGACCGAUAGAUAACCGAGCACAUCAUAAUAUUGUGCAAUCGGUUCCGCAGAAAUCGUCAACGACACCUCCGUCAAAACCGACAUCUGGAACCAGUGCUGAAGAGAGAAAAAUCCACGAGGAAAUUGAUACGGAACGUCGUAACGCCGAAAUGAAGCGUCGUCGACAAAUGGAAGAAGACGAAGAGAAAAAAAAAGAAAAACAGUUAUCUGACCAACGACGAAAAGAUCCAUUCAAAGGCACCAAUGAUGAUCCCAAUGCCCUACGUGCUCGUCAUCAAGAAAUUUAUAAUCGUCGGAUGGAUUUGGAAAAGGUUCGCGAGGAAGUGAUCAAACAUUUGAAAAAUAUUCACAAUCGGAUAACCUUGCGACGUAAAGAAGCACGUGAUAUGUGGAAGAAAAAAUAUUUCAAUGAAAAGAAGAAACAUCCACCUUUGGAAGAACGUAUCAACAUGUUACGUAAUGAAUUAGAUCAAAUGCAUAAGAAAACUGUUCAAACAAUGGAAGCAGAAGCGAAAUAUGCAGCACAAAUGGGUUAUACGAAAGAAGCUGCAAAUGGAAACUCCGUCGCACAAGUCACACGUAUGAAUUAUGAAAUUCAAGAUAUUCGCCAUCAACUAGAACAAGCUAAAUUACGACUAACCACGGAUGUUAAAUUACGAAAUCAAGCCGAAAACGAAUGUCGAACAUUAAGACACGAAUUAAAUCAAGCGAAAGCGAACUUAAAUGAUAUUAAAUCUCGUGCCGGACCUUAG
This is a messenger RNA of Adineta ricciae, 2148 nucleotides long. The record is from the annotation of a GenBank genome assembly. Lineage: Eukaryota; Metazoa; Rotifera; Eurotatoria; Adinetida; Adinetidae.